AUGUCCAGCCAUGAAGGUGGCAAAAAGAAGCCCCUGAAACAGCCCAAGAAGCAGGCCAAGGAGAUGGACAAGGAAGACAAGGCUUUCAAGCAGAAACAGAAAGAGGAGCAGAAGAAACUCGAGGAUCUAAAAGCCAAGGCUGUGGGGAAAGGGUCCCUGGUCACAGGUGGAAUUAAGAAAUCUGACAAAAAGUAA
This is a messenger RNA of Psammomys obesus (fat sand rat), 195 nucleotides long. RefSeq names its product translation machinery-associated protein 7-like. The record is from RefSeq and is a predicted model, not a curated record. Lineage: Eukaryota; Metazoa; Chordata; Mammalia; Rodentia; Muridae. The coding region runs from base 1 to 195 and encodes 64 amino acids. The transcript has a single exon.